Eurytemora carolleeae is the source of this 908-nucleotide messenger RNA. RefSeq lists its product as uncharacterized. Bases 98 to 646 code for a protein of 182 amino acids. The record is from RefSeq and is a predicted model, not a curated record. The transcript is spliced from 2 exons. NCBI's taxonomy places the organism in Eukaryota, Metazoa, Arthropoda, Copepoda, Calanoida, Temoridae.
GUUGAAAUCCUGCUCUACGCGCGCUAAGGUAUAAAAUGGUGCGUGCACAGAUUUGAGUCACAUUGCUAGGUAGUGCAGAGUCAGAUAAACAACCACCAUGAACAGAUUCCUCUUCUUCUCAACCCUCAUUGCCUUCUCCAGGGCCAGCACUGUUGCUGUUGCUCCCGUUGUUGCUGGAGCUCCAUUAGCUGCUGCUUCUUACUUGGUGAGAGCACCUGCUCAUGAUUCCGCUUCUAUUGAGCAUCACCGUCUUGGAGGCAACUUCGCUUACUCCACCGCCGAGGCUCAUGCCUUCGCCAGCAUCACCCCCCAGAUCUCCACCCUGACCCACCCCGUUGCUGAGACCACCCACACUCACAUCCCCGCCCCCAUUGCCACCCACCAGCCUGCCCCUAUUGUCAGGACCACCCAUGUUGCCCAGCCCAUCUUCCAAGAGGUUCCUGUCCACGCUCAGGUCCCAGUCACCGGACCCCUCCGUACUCACCAGACCGUUCACCAGCCUCUUGUCACUGAGACCAGAACCCACACCGUCCAGGCUGUAGCCGCCCCCGCUGUUGCCUACGCCGCUGCCCCCAUUGCCCACGCCGGAUACGCCGCUGCCCCCGUUGCCAUCCAUGCUGGUGCCAACCUUGUUGCCGGAUACUAAUAUGUGCAAUAUUUUGAGGACUUUUUGCCAAAAGAGAAAGAGGAGAAUAGUGUUUGGGUGGAAUCUAUAGAAAGCUAUAGUGUCGGCACCCCGUGGUGGUUGUUCUAAACUCUGCAAGGACCUGCAAUGUCUUGUAAAGCUCCAGUUUGUCGUCGUCUAGUAACUGUACAGUAUGUCUCGUGAAAGGAUUGUUGAAUGUACCUCGUUAUAGUUUAGAUCUCAUAGGGAGCUAUUUAUCAAAUACAUCUGUGCUUAUAUCAAA